UCUUCACUGACAUCAUGCUCCAGUUUCUGGUUGGAUUUACUUUUGGCAGCCUGGUUGGAAUGUAUCUGGCUCAAAAUUAUGACAUGCCAAACCUGGCUAAACAACUUGAAGAAAUUCAAAAGGACAUGGAUGCCAAGAAGAAACCCCCUAGUUCACGAGGCCAACUCCAGCACUGGCUCCAGGAAAUCCUGACUCUACUCUUCUCUAGGGCCUCCUUUACAUCUGAACCAAAGCGUCUGUCUUCUGUCCAGUCUCAGCCUUUGCUUUGAGCACAAAUGCGGCCACAAGUUAAGAACUGUGCUUACUUUCCCAAUAUCCUCACCUCUUCCCUU
Myotis myotis is the source of this 332-nucleotide messenger RNA. RefSeq names its product short transmembrane mitochondrial protein 1-like. The record is from RefSeq and is a predicted model, not a curated record. Bases 15 to 269 code for a protein of 84 amino acids. Lineage: Eukaryota; Metazoa; Chordata; Mammalia; Chiroptera; Vespertilionidae. The transcript has a single exon.